UUUUAAAAAGUAAAUUAUUCAAAUCGUGUAAUGGUAUAUCAAAAUUCAUUCAGACAUCUCAAGUCUUUGCCGUUAUUUACUAGUAUCUAACAUUUGAAAUAGUGAUAUUGGGAAGAAGUUAAUUUUUUUUUUAAUUUAAAAGUUCGAAUUUAGAUAAACGGAAAAAUUAAAUUACUUUUAUUUAUUCAGUGCAUCUAUUUUACUUUUCAGAUAUUUUAAUUGUAGAUCUUUAGUCGACUUUUUACGAAAAAUCCUAAUGAUAUUGACCAUCGUUAAAGUCUUUUGGGAAGCAUAUUGUAUCUAUGCAAUUCAAACUUUUCAGCGUGUAAACCCAAAUUCAACAUCUCCUAAAAAGAAAUAUUUGUUUAUUUUAUGAAUAUCGUCGAAGAUUCCGGUCGAUGAAAUCCGGAAACAGGAGGGGGGAAUUCUAUACCAGGGCGGUUUUUCCGCCCAGAGGGAAACUAUACUGACUUUGUACAUAGGGGAAAUUAUAUGCUGGGGCGCAUUUUCCCCCUAUGGGUGAGAAUCUAUCCCGGGUCCAUUUUUCCAGGGGGUGGGGUUCUAUGCUACAACACCGGGGGUGUUCCGAUUAUUGACGUAACAUGAAAUCUGCUGUUUCGUCAACUGAUUAUGACGUCAUAAUCAAAAUUUCCCUGUCAACAGAAAUACAUGUAGUGUUUAGAAAUAACAUCAGUCGAACUGAAAAUCAUCAUGAUCGUUGCGAUGCAUUUAGUUUACCUGUCUGUUCAGUGGGGUUAUAGAUGGAUGUCCUCGAAAUUCCAAGCUCCAAGCACCAGCGGUGAAGAUGAAACCACCGAAGAAGAAGAAUUUCCACCCUCCUGCAUCACUAACAACAGCAUAGUCACACCGGACGUCACUCCUUCCACAAAGGCUAGCAGCAUGGUCACACCGGAGGCCACACCUUCCACAAAGGCUAACAGCAUGAUCACACCUCAGGCUACACCCUCCUCCAGUACUAACAGAAUAGUCAAACCACAAGCCACAUCCUCCACCAACUCGUACUGCGGAUUUCGACGGGGAUUCCUUCUGUAAAGGAUUUGGAUGCAUUGCUUUGACUGAUGUUUUGAUAGCCUUUGAAUUUCCUUUUCUUUAAAGUUGCUCUGGCAACUCAUUGUGUUUUAAAACAAAAAACUUUGAACGAUGUCGAAAUCUAUAUAAAUGAUGCAGUCCUUGGGUCCACGUGUGUCCCCUAAUAACGUGGACCCAGUCUUGGUAUGCGACGAAGGUCCAUGAGGACAUGGGGAAAAAGUAAAAUAAAAUGUAUUGAUAAUUUGUGCGGAGAGUAUUUUCAGCGGAAAUACUGAAAGUUGUUAAAAUGUCUUGUUUUUUUUAUGGAAAAUACUGUAACACUGCUGUUUACAGUUAUUUAUCGUAUAUUGACAUUAUCUUUUUAUAUUCGUUUUGAUAUCUAUAAUAUUGCCUCUGUAAUGAUAAAAUGAAUUUAAUGUAAUAAAGAAUGCAAGUAA
Molecule: messenger RNA, 1487 nt
Organism: Ostrea edulis (European flat oyster)
Lineage: Eukaryota; Metazoa; Mollusca; Bivalvia; Ostreida; Ostreidae
Exons: 2
Coding region: 712-1053 (113 amino acids)
Source: RefSeq, a predicted model, not a curated record